Oncorhynchus keta (chum salmon) is the source of this 3914-nucleotide messenger RNA. It is a transcript of the gene dnal1, whose product is annotated as dynein, axonemal, light chain 1. The coding region runs from base 358 to 819 and encodes 153 amino acids. NCBI's taxonomy places the organism in Eukaryota, Metazoa, Chordata, Actinopteri, Salmoniformes, Salmonidae. Gene Ontology annotation, molecular function: protein kinase binding. Gene Ontology annotation, cellular component: cytoplasm. The transcript has 8 exons. The record is from RefSeq and is a predicted model, not a curated record.
ACACCUGACGCCCAAACCGAUAUUUCGAUUCAUAAUUUCUAAGGUUUUUACGUUUAAGCGUUAGCUGUGUACAUGUAGUCUCUCCCGUAACCUGUCUGCUAGGAAAUAGCAAUCAUUCUCCAGCCGUGAUCUUGUGAAUGUAACAUAACGUUAAUAUAUUGCAUCAGUUUGACAGCUUGACAGUAUGAAGAUCAACUCGUGUGUGUCCAGCUACUGCUAACGUUAGCUGGCUUGCUACCUAACGCAAAACCAACAACCAUAAAAGAAGCCCUUGUGAAAUGGGAGGAGAAGGCAGGAGAGAAGGUGGGGGAGGCGAAAGCAGUCAAGCUGUAUGGUCAGAUUCCUCCUAUUGAGAAGAUGGAUGCUUCUCUCUCCACCCUCAUCAACUGCGAGAAAUUGUCCCUGUCUACAAACUGCAUUGAGAAAAUUGCCAACUUGAAUGGCCUCAAAAACCUACGGAUAUUAUCACUAGGGCGAAACAACAUCAAAAAUCUAAACGGACUGGAGGCUGUUGGUGACACGCUAGAGGAACUGUGGAUUUCCUACAACCUGAUAGAGAAGCUAAAAGGAAUUCAUGUUAUGAAGAAGCUCAAGGUCCUCUACAUGUCUAACAACCUAGUCAAGGAGUGGGCUGAGUUCGUGAAGCUAGCUGACCUUCCAUCCUUAGUGGACAUGGUGUUUGUUGGAAACCCCCUGGAGGAGAAGUACUCCGCUGAGGGGAACUGGCUAGAAGAGGCCACCAAGAGGCUGCCCAAGCUGAAGAAACUAGAUGGGAACCCAGUGAUCAAGGCGGAUGAUGAUGACGAGGGAGACAGUUAACACAUUCUAUUUAAUCUCUUACAGUUUACAGAUUGUUGUUUUUAAAAUAUUUUUAUUGAAAUGGUUUCUAUACCAGCAUCAUUGAGAAUCAAUCCACCAGGCAAUAUCCUAUUAUCCUAUUUGAUCUCUUUUUAGAUGUUGAAUAAGCUCAUUCCACUGGUUGGGAGAUGACCUCUCAUAGAAGCACAUUAAUGAAACUUUUACAGCUCCAUGGAUUUCAUGAAAUAAAAAGUAAUACGAAAGAGGUAAUACAGUUAAUGUUUGAUGUAUGUACAGUGGGGGCAAAAAAGCAUUGUCAACCAUCAAUUGUGCAAGUUCUUCCACUUAAAAAUAUGACAGAGGCCUGUAAUUUUAAUCAUAGGUACACUUCAACUAUGACAGACAAAAUGAGAAAAAAAAAUCCAGAAAAUCACAUUGCAGGAUUUUAAAAUUAAUUUAUUUGCAAAUUAUGGUGGAAAAUACGUAUUUGGUCAAUAACAAAAGUUUAUCUCAAUACUUUGUUAUAUACCCUUAAUUGGCAAUGACAGAGGUCAAAUGUUUUCUGUAAGUCUUCACAAGGUUUUCACACACUGUUGCUGGUAUUUUGGCCCAUUCCUCCAUGCAGAUCUCCUCUAGAGCAGUGAUGUUUUGGGGCUGUUGCUGGGCAACACAGACUUUCAACUCCCUCCAAAGAUUUUCUAUGGGGUUGAGAUCUAGAGACUGAGAUCUAGAGACUUGGGAUCAUUGUCAUGCUGAAAGACCCAGCCACGUUUCAUCUUCAAUGCCCUUGCUUUUCACUCAAAAUCUCACGAUACAUGGCCCCAUUCAUUCUUUCCUUUACACGGAUCAGUUGUCCUGGUCCCUUUGCAGAAAAACAGCCCCAAAGCAUGAUGUUUCCACCCCCAUGAUCCACAGUAGGUAUGGUGUUCUUUGGAUGCAACUCAGCAUUCUUUGUCCUCCAAACACGACGAGUUGAGUUUUUACCAAAAAGUUAUAUUUUGGUUUCUUCUGACCAUAUGACUUUCUUCCAAUCUUCUUCUGGAUCAUCCAAAUGCUCUCUAGCAAACUUCAGAUGGGCCUGGACAUGUACUGGCUUAAGCAGGGGGACACGUCUGGCACUGCAGGAUUUGAGUCCCUGGCUGUGUAGUGUGUUACUGAUGGUAGGCUUUGUUACUUUGGUCCCAGCUCUCUGCAGGUCAUUCACUAGGUCCCCCCGUGUGGUUCUGGGAUUUUUGCUCACCGUUCUUGUGAUCAUUUUGACCCCACGGGGUGAGAUCUUGCGUGGAGCCCCAGAUUGAGGGAGAUUAUCAAUGGUCUUGUAUGUCUUCCAUUUCCUAAUAAUUGCUCCCACAGUUGAUUUCUUCAAACCAAGCUGUUUACCUAUUGCAGAUUCAGUCUUCCCAGCCUGGUGCAGGUCUACAAUUUUGUUUCUAGUGUCCAUUGACAGCUCUUUUGUCUUGGCCAUAGUGGAGUUUGGAGUGUGACUGUUGAGGUUGUGGACAGGUGUCUUUUAUACUGAUAACAAGUUCAAACAGGUGCCAUUAAUACAGGUAACAAGUGGAGGACAGAGGAGCCUCUUAAAGAAGUUGUUACAGGUCUGUGAGAGCCAGAAAUCUUGCUUGUUUGUAGGUGACCAAAUGUGUAUUUUCCACCAUAAUUUGCAAAUAAAUUCAUUAAAAAUCCUACAAUGUGAUUUUCUGUUUUUUUUCUUCUAAUUUUAUCUGUCAUAGUUGAAGUGUACCUAUGAUGAAAAUUACAGGCCUCUCAUCUUUUUAAGUGGGAGAACAUGCACAAUUGGUGGCUGACUAAAUACUUUUUUGCCCCACUGUAUGUCACUGUUGCACUUAUGAAACAGCCUCCUCUGAGGUAACUACACAAACAUUCUAAAAGGUACAUGCCCAUUGGUCUUGUCUAUAAGCUGGCUCUCUAGCCUGGGGACAAGGUUACAUUCCCAUUCGUGAGCAAGACAUUUUGUAUUUAUUUUUAAGCAACCAACCAAGGCGGGCUAUGAUGCCCUGCUCCAAAAAGCACAUUUACAUUUUUGUAUGGGUGCUGAUGGUCUUAUUGUCUCACGAUUCCUGACUCGCACUCGGCUUGCAUGCAUCAAGGACCUCACACUCGGCUUGAAUGCAUAAAGGACCUCACUCGGCUUGCAUGCAUCAAGGACCUCACACUCGGCUUGAAUGCAUAAAGGACCUCUCACUCGGCUUGCAUGCAUCAAGGACCUCUCACUCGGCUUGCAUGCAUCAAGGACCUCUCACUCGGCUUGCAUGCAUCAAGGACCUCUCACUCGGCUUGCAUGCAUCAAGGACCUCUCACUCGGCUUGCAUGCAUAAAGGACCUCUCACUCGGCUUGCAUGCAUAAAGGACCUCUCACUCGGCUUGCAUGCAUCAAGGACCUCCCACUCGGCUUGCAUGCAUCAAGGACCUCUCACUCGGCUUACAUGCAUAAAGGACCUCUCACUCGGCUUGCAUGCAUAAAGGACCUCUCACUCGGCUUGCAUGCAUAAAGGACCUCGCACUCGGCUUGCAUGCAUCAAGGACCUCUCACUCGGCUUGCAUGCAUAAAGGACCUCUCACUCGGCUUGCAUGCAUAAAGGACCUCUCACUCGGCUUGCAUGCAUAAAGGACCUCGCACUCGGCUUGCAUGCAUAAAGGACCUCGCACUCGGCUUGCAUGCAUAAAGGACCUCUCACUCGGCUUGCAUGCAUAAAGGACCUCGCACUCGGCUUGCAUGCAUAAAGGACCUCUCACUCGGCUUGCAUGCAUAAAGGACCUCGCACUCGGCUUGCAUGCAUAAAGGACCUCGCACUCGGCCUGCAUGCAUAAAGGACCUCGCACUCUGCUUGCAUGCAUAAAGGACCUCGCACUCUGCUUGCAUGCAUAAAGGACGUUAGUUUCGAGCCUGUAUGAAGCCUUGAAGGAGGAAUAUGAGGUUGCACACAAAAUGGGGUGAAUUUGAAGUGUUUUCUGUGCAUGGAUGAAUACUGUAUUUUAAAAAGAUGGAAGAACUGAAUAUAUAUAUAUUUAGCUCUAGUCUUAGCUAAUAGCACUUUUUUCUUCUUAAGUUUGUAUAUUAUUAGGCAUGUUUUGUAUAAAAUAAAUAUAUACCGAGA